Messenger RNA from Sphenostylis stenocarpa, 4203 nucleotides. The record is from the annotation of a GenBank genome assembly. NCBI's taxonomy places the organism in Eukaryota, Viridiplantae, Streptophyta, Magnoliopsida, Fabales, Fabaceae.
AUGUGUGGAAGUCCAAGAAAAACCUGGACUUUCCUUGUUGUUUCUAUCUGCUGUGCUAUUAUUAGCAUUGCAUUGUACGUUAUUGGCUUGUGGAAUCUCAUAGACAAAACUGGUAACUCCUGGGUACCUUCCAUUGUCAGAGGAUUUGUUUGGACUUCUUUCACAGUUUCUCUGCUUGUUCAGACACACAAAUGGAUCAAAAUUCUGAACUCUCUCUGGUGGGCAUGUUCCUGUGUACUGGUUUCAGCUCUCAACAUUGAAAUUUUGUAUAGAAAGCAUGCAAUAGAAAUUUUUGAUGUUCUACAAUGGCUCUUACACUUGCUUCUUCUCUUCUGUGCUUUCCAAAACCUUGGUUACUUUGUCACUCAACGCGUGCCAAAAUGUUUGUCUGAGCCACUGUUAGCCCAGGAUGUUGACACACAACGAACAGGACUUGGCCGUGCUUCUAUUCUCAGCAAGUUGACUUUCUCUUGGGUUAAUCCCUUACUCAAACUGGGUUACUCAAAGCCACUAGCUCUUGAAGACAUCCCUUCCCUUCUAUCUGAAGAUGAAGCAGACUCGGCCUACCAAAACUUUAUACAUGCAUGGAAUGAAUACUUUGUGAGGGCAGGGAACAAUAACAAUAACAAAAACUUGGUUCUUUGGUCUGUUGUUAGAACUCACUUAAAUGAGAACAUAUCAAUAGCUUUAUACGCAUUAAUCAGAACCAUUGCCGUGAGUAUAUCUCCCUUAAUACUCUUUGUUUUCGUCAACUACUCAAAUAACAGGAAUGCCACGGAUACGGAUCUCAAAGAGGGUCUUUUCAUUGUGGGUGUUCUUGUCGUCUCUAAUGUGGUUGCUUUUGUGUCCCAGAGACAUUUGUUUUUUUAUUCCAGGAGGUCGGGAUUGAAGAUGAGAUCAGCUCUGAUGGUGGCAGUGUAUAAAAAACAGCUAAAGCUUUCAAACUCAGCAAGGACAAGACACUCAACAGGUGAAAUAGUGAAUUACAUUGCGGUUGAUGCAUAUCGCAUGGGAGAAUUUCCAUGGUGGUUUCAUACGACAUGGUCAUCUACAUUGCAACUUGUUCUGUCUAUUGGGAUUCUUUUCGAAGUUGUGGGAGUUGGUGCUCUUCCUGGUUUAGUCCCUCUUUUUAUAUGUGGACUUAUCAAUGUACCAUUUGCCAAGAUCCUACAGAAGUGCAUGGCACAGUUCAUGAUUUCACAGGAUGAACGUCUUAGAACAACUUCAGAAAUUCUAAAUAGCAUUAAAAUCAUUAAGUUACAGUCCUGGGAUGACAAAUUCAAGAGUUUGGUCGAGAACCUACGUGCUAAAGAGUUCAUUUGGUUAUCUAAGGCACAAAUCAUGAAAGCUUAUGGGACAUUUCUAUAUUGGAUAUCUCCUACCAUCGUUUCUGCUGUUGUUUUCCUCGGUUGUGCUGUUUUCAAUAGUGCUCCAUUGAAUGCUGGGACCAUUUUUACAGUUCUUGCAACGUUGAAGAACUUGUCAGAACCUGUUCGAAUGAUUCCAGAGGCUCUAUCUAUUAUGAUCCAAGUUAAGGUAUCCUUUGAUCGUCUCAAUACCAUUUUACUUGAUGAAGAACUAGAGAGUAGUGAUGGCAACAAAAGAUAUAUAAACCGAAGUUCAAUUAGUGCGGUAGAAAUCCAAGCUGGCAACUUCAUUUGGGAUCAUGAAGCAGUGUCCCCAACUUUAAAAGAUGUCAAUCUAGCAAUCAAACGGGGACAGAAGGUUGCGAUCUGUGGGCCAGUUGGAGCUGGGAAAUCAUCACUUCUGUAUGCGGUACUAGGAGAGAUUCCGAAGAUUUCAGGAUCUGUUAAUGUGUGUGGCACCAUAGCAUAUGUUUCUCAAACUUCUUGGAUACAAAGCGGAACAGUUCGAGAGAAUAUACUCUUCGGCAAGCCAAUGAAGAAAACUAGAUAUGAGAGUGCCAUCAAAGUUUGUGCUUUAGAUAAGGAUAUCAACGAUUUUAGCCAUGGUGAUCUUACAGAAAUAGGUCAGCGAGGGAUUAACAUGAGUGGAGGACAAAAGCAAAGGAUUCAACUAGCUCGUGCAGUCUACAAUGAUGCUGACAUUUAUCUCCUCGACGACCCUUUCAGUGCAGUUGAUGCUCAUACGGCCGCAAUUCUGUUCAAUGAUUGUAUAAUGACUGCUCUAAGAGAGAAAACAGUCAUCCUAGUGACCCAUCAAGUGGAGUUUCUAUCAGAAGUUGAUACAAUCCUGGUGAUGGAAGGUGGAAAAGUUACUCAAUCAGGUAAUUAUGAGAAUCUCUUAACUGCUGGGACAGCCUUUGAGCAACUUGUGAACGCUCAUAAGGAAGCAAUUACUGAAUGGGAUCAAAAUAAUGAAAACAAAACUCGUAGAGAAGAGUCUCAAGGUUUUUAUCUUACUAAAAAUCAAAGCGAGGGGGAGAUUUCUACUGAGGAUCAACAUGGUAUACAACUUACACAAGAAGAAGAAAAAGAGAUUGGUGAUGUUGGGUGGAAGACAUUCUGGGAUUAUAUUUCAUUUUCCGGGUGUUCGUUGAUGCUGUGUUGGAUGAUAUUGGUACAACUUGUUUUUGUUGUUUUGCAGACUGCAUCAACGUUUUGGCUUGCUCUAGCCAUUGAACUUCCAAAUUUAACUAGUGCCACGCUAAUUGGGGUUUACUCAUUAAUUUCAUUUUUGGGAACUGCAUUUGCAUUUCUAAGGACUCUGGUUGGUGCACAGCUCGGAUUAAAAGGUUCUACAGCAUUCUUCUCAAGUUUCACUACUUCUAUUUUCAAUGCUCCUAUGUUGUUCUUUGAUUCGACCCCAGUUGGAAGGAUUUUAACCCGAGCUUCAUCAGAUUUAAGUAUUUUGGACUUUGAUAUACCUUUCGCCAUCACUUUUGUAGCAUCUGUUCCUAUUGAAAUUUUGGUGAUAAUUUGUAUAAUGGUUUUCGUAACAUGGCAAGUUCUCAUUGUUGCUGUUCCAGCAAUGGUUGCAUCAAAAUAUGUUCAGGGGUAUUAUCAACCCUCCGCAAGGGAAUUAAUAAGGAUCAAUGGAACCACAAAAGCUCCUGUGAUGAAUUUUGCAGCUGAGACAUCAGAUGGUGUGGCUACUGUAAGAGCAUUUAACAUGGCAGACAAAUUUUUAAAGAAUUACGUAAAACUUGUAAACACCGACGCAACACUGUUCUUUCAUUCUAAUGUGGCCAUGGAAUGGUUGACUUUAAGGAUCGAAAUACUUCAAAGUUUGACAGUAAUAACUUCAGCUUUGUUGCUUGUUCUAGCUCCUCAGGGAUACGUAUCCCCAGGCCUUGUGGGACUGUCUCUCUCUUAUGCUCUCACCUUAGCAGGAACCCAUAUAUUUUUUACUCGAUGGUAUUGCAACUUAUUGAACUAUAUUAUCUCUGUUGAAAGAAUCAAGCAAUUCAUUCACCUACCAUCAGAGCCUCCUGCCAUUGUGAAGGACCACCGACCUCCAUCGUCAUGGCCUUCCAAAGGCAGGAUUGACCUUCAAGCCUUAGAGAUUAGGUAUCGUCCUAAUGCUCCAUUAGUGCUUGAGGGUAUCACUUGUACGUUUAGAGAAGGGAGUAGAGUGGGAGUUGUAGGAAGAACCGGAAGUGGAAAAAGUACACUCAUAAGUGCUUUGUUUCGCCUAGUUGAGCCAGCAAGAGGUGAUAUUCUUAUAGAUGGGAUUAACAUAUGCUCAAUGGGGUUGAAGGAUUUGAGAAUGAAGCUAAGCAUCAUCCCUCAAGAACCAACUCUUUUCAAGGGCAGCAUUAGAACCAACUUGGACCCUUUAGGCCUGUACUCAGAUGAUGAUAUAUGGAAGGCUUUAGAGAAAUGUCAGCUUAAGGAAACUGUGAGCCAUCUACCAAAUCUCUUAGACUCUUUGGUGAGUGACGAAGGAGAAAACUGGAGUGUGGGGCAGCGCCAACUCAUAUGUCUAGGAAGAGUGCUGCUUAAGAGGAACAGAAUUCUUGUUCUGGAUGAAGCAACUGCCUCCAUUGACUCUGCCACAGAUGCUAUUCUACAGAGAAUUAUUAGAGAAGAAUUUGCAGAAUGCACAGUUAUAACAGUGGCUCACAGGGUUCCAACUGUAAUAGACAGUGACAUGGUUAUGGUCCUCUCCUUUGGGAAAGUGGUGGAAUAUGAUAAGCCUUCAAGACUAAUGGACACCAACUCUUCAUUCUCUAAGCUGGUAGCUGAAUAUUGGGCAAGCUGCAGCAAGAAUUCCUCCUGA